GAGGGACUAUUUCCCAAGAGGGGCUGGUAAGAUAAAUAACAUAGGCUAAGGAAGUUUCCCUGUCACACGAUACAACAGUGGCCGAUCUUAUCAAUAUUGGAAACAUUUGGCAAGCAAAUGAAUGACCUUCUCAUGAGUGAUAUGCUAUGUGGAAUACUUCACGUCAUACAGCGUACCUAAACAUUAUUUAUUUCAUUGGUGUUUUACGCCGUACUCAAGAAUAUUUCACUCAUAGGCGGCCGCCAGCAUCAUGGUGGAAGGAAAUCGGGCAGAACCCGAGGGAAACCCACGACCAUCCGCAGAUUGCUGACCGACCUGAAUGUGUUCACUCCUUACCUCUAUAUUAAGACUCUUGCGGGAUCACCGUCAGAAAAUUACACUCGUAAAUACAGAUUUCCCGUCAACUUUGGCAGACGUGUAAAGCUGCUUGUCGCCGAUUAGAAUUGAUUUCCAGUGUCCUCGGAAAUAUUUGAGCUUGUGAUGUCUGUUGUGAGACAUCAACAACUCAAGUAUAUAAAGCAGGAUCUGUUGGUGGAUAUCUGAACAAACGGCCAGGCAACAUUCCAUGUAGACUACGUCCUGAAUGUGGAGUCAUGCACUUUUCAUAUAAGUGAAAUGUUUUUAUGGAGAUGCAUUAUCACUUUAAUAUUCACUUCAAACAUUUUCAUGUUUUUUUCAUGAAAAGAAAAAAUGUCUAUUAAUUUUUUACUUCUACGUGUACAUGUACGAUGGCGGUGAGUUUUACGGGCAGAGAUGAACUACGGACAUUUUGCACGCCAUAUUGGUGGAAAACUAGUGGUCUCCAACAAACGCGUAACUGCCACAACGGCCACGUGAGCAUCGUCUGCCUUUUAUUGUCACCAUUCUCACAAGCGGCGAGGGCGGGAGAGUUGACCUAUUUCCCAGAACAAGAGAAGAAAGCUGUGGGUUUGCAGAAAGCAUCGGAUGUUUAUGCAGCUAUCACCUGAGUCAGUCAGCGGUCUCUGACGGUCAGUGGUCAUUAUACAAAAUAUACCUGUCUUACUUGACCAGAGUGAUACUAUGUGUUCGUGUGGGACUGCAUCGAUAUUUUUGAAACUUGCGUUUUUAGUUUCGGGACUAGCUCUCUUGUUUCACGGUAUUGGAUAUACGACAAAUUCCUGGAGGGCGUCAAAAGUCAAUGGUGCUGUCGUUGGGGAGGAGGGGUUAUGGAAGAGGUGCGAGUAUUUGAUAUCGCACGCAUGUUUGAGUAACGAGUACACCGGAUCACAUCGCAAUGCAGAUGAAAUCAGGUCUGUGCGCGCUUUUGCCACAAUCUCCUUCAUCAUGCUGAUCGCUGUGACGGUGGCUAUUUUCGUGUCGCUAUGCAUCGAGUUCUUCAGGAAAAAACUGUUCAUCUUUCUGGAGAUGGGCACAGCCAUUGCUGCCGGUGUAUUGAUCAUACUGGCAGUGAUAAUCUACGGUUCCACGAUAAUCCCCGCUAAUCCGCCGUCAGCAGCCUCCUGGUCUCUCGCGCUCUCCAUUGUUGGUGCCGCCUUAGCCUUUGCCACGGCUGUUCUGGUGGCUGUUGGAGGAUGUGGGAAAGCCCCCACGGAAGCUAAAUAAACUGCAUGCAUGAUACAUUUGUAUUUCCUUAGAGUAGUAAAUAUUUAUUACCAGAAGCAAUAGUUUUCCUCAUAGUACUCUGUUGAUUCCUUUUGUUUGACCAAAAU
This is a messenger RNA of Liolophura sinensis, 1691 nucleotides long. RefSeq lists its product as uncharacterized. The coding region runs from base 1042 to 1584 and encodes 180 amino acids. The transcript has 5 exons. The record is from RefSeq and is a predicted model, not a curated record. Lineage: Eukaryota; Metazoa; Mollusca; Polyplacophora; Chitonida; Chitonidae.